AUGGAGGAUUUUGACAUCAAAUUCAACGUGAUAGUUUCCUUAUUCAAUUGGAUGCAGAAGAGCAAAUCCUCCUCGAUGAAGCGUUCCAAGUUCCGUAAAUUUCUCGAUGCUUUUUGCCAGAAACCUGGGGACUAUUUUAGCGCCAUCCGCGGGGUGGCGGGAGGAGGGGGUCGCGCUGGGGAAAGGGCAGGGGGGUGGCAGGGGAGGGGGUUGCGCAGGGGAGGUGGCGGGAGAAGCUGGGGAAAGGGCAGGGGAUGGGCGGGGGGAGAGAGUGGCGGAGAAGCUGGGGAAAAGGCAGAGGUAGCGGGGAGAAGCUGGGAAAGGGCAGGGGAUGCUGGGAAAAAGGGGCGGGUGGCGGGGGGAAGUCUGGAAAAGGCAGGGGUGCUGUGGCAGAGGAAAGGGCAGGGGCGGGGGGGGCAGGGGCGCGGGGGAGGGGGUCGCAGUGGCAGAGGGGGAAGGGGCAUAGGGGUGGCGGGGGGGAGGAGGUUACGGUGGCGGGAGGAGAAGGGGAAAGGGAGGAGAGGGGUGGCGGGCGUGACUGCUGCUGGGAGGUUGGAAGCAACUGCAAGAAAAAGCUUUCUCAGGGGUGUCUGGAAUAAGAUUGUAGGCCCCUUGACAUCAAUUUCUAGGAAGAAGUAUUUUCCUUUGAUAACAUCUGAUGUUGCAAUCUCCCUUAAUUCCUGCAGGGCUUUAGCAACAUCAUCAGAUGUUAUGCAGAUGAAUUCAAAGUAA
This is a messenger RNA of Coffea arabica (coffee), 732 nucleotides long. Lineage: Eukaryota; Viridiplantae; Streptophyta; Magnoliopsida; Gentianales; Rubiaceae. The record is from RefSeq and is a predicted model, not a curated record.